AUGCGUGGAAGACGUUCUCGCACUGUGAUCAAUUAUGAUCAACAUGGAAACAUGUAUAAGACUCUGACUCCACACGGAUCAAACAGAAUGCGAAACGGAAACGGAUAUCAAGGAAAUCAACACACUCAGCAGAACCAACACUACCAAAACCACCAGAAUCAUCAAAGUCAUCAGAAUCACGCGGCACAAAAUAACAAUCAGAACUCAAUCCAAGAAACGGCAGUUGUUGAAAAGAUUGUAUCCAGGACGAUGCUUUUGGCCAAAGGACAGAUGAAACGACUUCGAGCUGUUCUAGACGAACGUGUUGAGAUUCAUGGAAGAGGAAAUUUCCCGACGAUUUCGACAAAACUCAUUGAUUUGAUUCGGUGUGUUCGGACACAUUUGGGAGCUGCUCAAGUCCGCGCCCGUGAUAUUCGAUUGAAUGGCGGUGCUGCAUCAUUUGUUGCCUCAUCCGAUGACUUCACCUAUGCUGAUCUCGACCUGAUUUUCCCAAUUCAAAUCGACGAUGAAAGUGGUGAGAACGCUGAAAAGACGAUUUUCGAAUCGAUUCGUGAGGCCGUAUUCACAACGAUUCGUGAGCUGAUGCCGGAUAACAUUGGAAAGGAAAAAUUCGAUUUUGAAACUCUCAAGGAUGUUGCAUCCGACAACGACGUCUGGUCGUUGUUCUCUCUGAACAACGAAUACGGACGGUGCAUUGAAUUAAAGUUUGUGAACAAGAUGAAAAGACAAUUCGAGUUCUCUGUCGAUUCAUUCCAAAUCCAUCUUGACCCACUUCUCGACGAUUUUGAGAGUUGUGAACAGAAAAAGGUGACAAUUGAGAGCAUGUAUGGAGAUAUUCAUCAAGCGAUUAAUCAUCUUCACGAAAGAUUAAUUGAUACUGUUAAACCGGAAGAAAUCCGUGGAGGUGGUCUUUUGAAGUAUUGUCAUCUGAUCAUCAGAGGAUACAAAGCUGCCAAACCAUGGAAUUGCCGCAAGUUGGAGAGAUACAUGUGCUCCCGUUUCUUCAUCGAUUUCCCAGACUUGAACUCUCAAGAGAACAAACUUCGCAAUUAUUUGGAUUCUCACUUUGGAACAUCAUUCAACGGUGUUACAUACGAUCAAUGGUCUUCUUCUGGAUCAGAUACCGAAUCUGAAGCAUCCACUUCUCAAGCAACGUCUUCAUCUCUCCUCGUCACUGGUCAAGCUAAAUACGAUUUCUUGAUGCUUUUGUAUCGAGUUAUCGAUGAAAGCACUGUUUGCUUGAUGGCUCAUGAACGACAUAUGACACUGAACAUGAUUGACAGAGUAGCUUUCCAGCUCUCAAUGCAAUGCUACAGCCCACCAAACUUCUCAUCUGGCUCAUCGACCCCUCCCCGGACAACCCUUUUUUAUCUGCCUCCAGACGCAGCGACGUGGAUUCCAGUAAUCUGA
This is a messenger RNA of Caenorhabditis briggsae, 1410 nucleotides long. RefSeq names its product Protein CBR-PQN-44 (gene Cbr-pqn-44). Gene Ontology annotation, biological process: mRNA stabilization. The transcript has 7 exons. The record is from RefSeq and is a predicted model, not a curated record. Gene Ontology annotation, molecular function: poly(A) RNA polymerase activity; RNA binding. NCBI's taxonomy places the organism in Eukaryota, Metazoa, Nematoda, Chromadorea, Rhabditida, Rhabditidae. Bases 1 to 1410 code for a protein of 469 amino acids.